Molecule: messenger RNA, 375 nt
Organism: Morchella importuna
Lineage: Eukaryota; Fungi; Ascomycota; Pezizomycetes; Pezizales; Morchellaceae
Exons: 5
Coding region: 1-375 (124 amino acids)
Source: RefSeq, a predicted model, not a curated record
AUGCGGACUAUUCCAGGCGAGCUUAGACAGGAUCGAAGUCCUCGGAAAGCUUUUCAUUCUAAAGCGAGAAGCGUCACUACAGGAGGAAAUCGACGAAAAUCCCAGACUCAGAACUUGAGCUCGAUCAAAGUCUCGCUACAGCUAGUGGAUUUCAUUCUCUUCCCUUAUCUUUAUAGCUACAUUAUUGCAUCCGGAAUUGACCAGACCUUCUUACACCUCAAGCCCGGAUCAGCAGGAGGCAGGAUUGAACGCAUCAUAGCCUUGGCCCAAACAAACCAAAUAAUCAUUGAUGCCGCUUGGUACAACCUCAACUACGCCCGAAAAACACAAUCAAUAAACAUGACUGAGGAAAUUCAUAAAUCAUUGACCCUUUGA